This is a messenger RNA of Sparassis crispa, 609 nucleotides long. RefSeq lists its product as hypothetical. The coding region runs from base 1 to 609 and encodes 202 amino acids. The record is from RefSeq and is a predicted model, not a curated record. The transcript has 2 exons. Lineage: Eukaryota; Fungi; Basidiomycota; Agaricomycetes; Polyporales; Sparassidaceae.
AUGGUGGGACCCCUUUCGUACGACGUCACUACAGAUUGCAAUUUACCCCUGGUGCACCUUCCUCACCUCAAGGAAUUGGAGUUGUCAGAGAUCCUCCAGGCGAUGGUCCCAAACAUUCUAAAGCACUUAUGUCUCGCAGCCACCACACGCAUUCUGAUAAACACCAGCAUAGCACUCACUUUGUACAAUGAGUCCGUGUUUUCUCCUUCUGUGCUUCCUCCCGAUUGCAGUGCGCUGACGAGUUUUGCGGAGCACCGCAUGAUCGAGUUCUUCGAUGAGAGAAACGAUGGGCUCAUCAUUCGCCCUCAUCCCAACACGAAUGCCCUCUGUACCGAGGCGUUAUUCAAGCUCGAGCUCACUGACGUGAUCCUGGAUCUUUCCUGUCUCAGCUCGUUCGACCUCCCUAAAAUCGAGGUGCUCGUCCUAGGGGGUCUUCGUAUGACGCUGCGUCUGAUUAGCAUAGCUCCCUUCGCUUUGUUGGCCUGCAUUCUCUCGCCGAAUACAGGCCAGGGACGGUCUCCCGAAGACGCGGACUACAGCCUUUUGCUGUUAUGCCUGCAAUUGAGAAGCGUCGAAUUCAUCAAUGCGCGUUUCGAGCUAGGGCUUUAG